CCGGGGCCGUGCACGGGCCGUGCACGUGCAGAAGCGGUUAGGCUUCUUACUCAGAAGCGGAGCGGGUGAGGUGGUUGCGAUUCUUGCUCAGGACUUGUGGAAAUGCGCAUGUACAGGGCCAUUAGAGCCUAGACAUUGGAUAAAAGAGGUUGCUUGGCGUUCAUUGAAAGUCAGAGAGAUCAAAGGGGCCUGAGAUUCUGCCCGGUGAGGACCGGAAACCGGACGGUCGGAGGAGUCACAGGGCUGCCAUGCCAGGCAUCUUUGGCAGCUCAGUGCCCAAGCUCCACAAGGCUGCCCGCAAGGGCGACAAGGCCAAGGUGGAGCGUCUCCUCCAGAAAUGGAACACGGUUUACAGAGACAGCAAGCAAAGGACUGCUCUGCAUUAUGCCAGUGCCUAUGGCCAUCCAGAAGUGGUGAGACUCCUGAUACAGAAAAAGUUUGACCUUAAUGCCUGGGACAGUGACCAUGACACCGCUCUGAUUAAGGCUGUAAAAUGCUACGAGGAAGACUGUGUUAGUAUUCUCUUGGAACAUGGUGCAAAUCCAAAUAUUGCCAAUACCAAGGGCGACACUGCUCUGCAUUAUGCAGUUUACAGUUCAAAGUCUUCACUAACAGCAAAACUGCUUUCGCAUGGUGCCGAUGCUGAGGCAAAAAACAAGGAAGGCCUCACACCACUUAUGCUUGCUCUAAGGGAAAACAGAAUGGAAGCGGCAGCAUUGUUAAAAAAGACAGAAACAAAGAAUGUGGUGAAUGAGCCGGAAAGCUCUUGCAGCAAACCCAGUCCUGUUAAUUACCAGGCUACAUCAGGUGACACUGCUUUCCCUCUGGAUAACAAGAAACAAGCAGAAAUGUCAAAAGUUACAGCGCGGAAAAAGGAUACGGUGUUUGCACCAGGAGUACAGAAAGCUGGUGAAUUGCCUUGGGAUUCUGAGAAGCCUGUCGAUCCUUUUUCUGGGAAAGCAGAUGAUGGAGGAAAACAGGCAGGAAAUAGAAAAAGAAAAGAAUCACCUGACACACAUCUUCCCUUGAAGCCUGCUGUGGAAACAAAAGAUUCUGAUGGGAAGAAAGCAGUAAGAGUGAAGGAUGCACUGCCACCUCAACCAGAUUGGUGUUUGGCCUCCUGUUAUGAGACUGCUGAGAAAUCAGAGAAUUUGAAAUCUGAUGAUAAACAACCACUUGCAACAUUACCAGAAUCUGACUGUGCCCAGAAGAACUUGUCCAGUGGGGACCCGGGACCAUCGAGGCCUGUGGGCCUUCUGAAAAACUGCAAGGUUGCAUUGCAAAGCAUCUUUGGUGAGCCAAUGCCCAAGAUUCACAAGGCUGCCCGUAAGGGCAACAAGGACCGGGUGCAGUUUCUCAUCACAGCAGGCCAUGUCCAUGACAGAGACAGAGAACGCAGGACUGCUCUGCAUUAUGCCAGUGCCUAUGGCCAUCCAGAAGUGGUGACUCUCUUGGUAAAGAGCAAGUGUGAUAUUAAUGCCUGUGACAGUGACUAUGACACCGCUCUGAUUAAGGCUGUAAAAUGCUACGAGGAAGGCUGUGCUAGUAUUCUCUUGGAGCAUGGUGCAAAUCUAAAUAUUGCCAAUGCCAAGGGCGACACUGCUCUGCAUCUUUCGGUAUUUCAUCCAAAGUCUUCACUAACAGCAAAACUGCUUUCGCAUGGUGCCGAUGCUGAGGCAAAAAACAAGGAAGGCCUCACACCACUUAUGCUUGCUCUAAGGGAAAACAGAAUGGAAGCAGCAGCAUUGUUAAAAAAGACAGAAACAAAGAAUGUGGUGAAUGAGCCGGAAAGAAAAAAUUCUCAAUGUGAAAAAAAGGAAUCUUCAAAUUCUGACAAUAGCCCUGCAGUGGUUGCAAGUGAAUCUGAGACUUCUUUAACACCAGAGGUUGCAAUUAAAAUGGAGGCUCCAUCCAUGCCAGAGCCUCAACCUAUUCUUGUGGCUCCAUUCAGGCCAGGCAAGUGCGCUAUCACUGAGGUGUAUCCUUUACACUACGAAGUUUGCUUUUUUAUAUCAGGUUUAAGUUCACUGCAAAAUUGAAAGGAAGCUCCAGAGAUUUGCAGUUGAUCAUGUGCCUCUCACACAUAAGUUGCCUCCUUCCAUGGCCAGUGCUCUCCCCUAGAGUAGUACACUUGUGAUAGAUGAUGACUUACCAUGAGUCUACCCUUAUCCUUAAAAUCUGAAUCUGCGGUUAAUGUUAGGGUUCACUGUUAGUGUUCUCCAUCUGAUGGGUCUAACAAAUGUGUAGGGUAUUUACUGUUGCAUUUAUGUUUGUUCUUAAUUGUUUGUUAAUACUCCAUAUUCAGAAGAAUUUAGGAGAUGAUUAUAGGAAAUUUUUAAUCCAAAUGUUACACUUCUUUAAUUUCUACUUCUGAA
This is a messenger RNA of Cavia porcellus (domestic guinea pig), 2375 nucleotides long. RefSeq names its product ankyrin repeat domain-containing protein 27-like. The record is from RefSeq and is a predicted model, not a curated record. Gene Ontology annotation, molecular function: protein binding. The coding region runs from base 249 to 2039 and encodes 596 amino acids. Lineage: Eukaryota; Metazoa; Chordata; Mammalia; Rodentia; Caviidae. The transcript is spliced from 19 exons.